Phlebotomus papatasi is the source of this 747-nucleotide messenger RNA. RefSeq names its product glycine-rich selenoprotein-like. The coding region runs from base 95 to 370 and encodes 91 amino acids. Gene Ontology annotation, cellular component: Golgi apparatus; endoplasmic reticulum membrane. The record is from RefSeq and is a predicted model, not a curated record. The transcript is spliced from 4 exons. Gene Ontology annotation, biological process: endoplasmic reticulum calcium ion homeostasis; calcium ion transport. Lineage: Eukaryota; Metazoa; Arthropoda; Insecta; Diptera; Psychodidae.
AUUGGAACACGUCAUACAGCCUGUUGAAGAAGAAGAAGAAGACAUGUAAGGUCGCGUGAAAAUUGUGAAAAUCUUGAAAGAGAAUCCCGUGAAGAUGGUAUACGUGUCACGAGAUGGCACUGUCUAUGAUCGCCCUCCAUGGAGCCUGGAGAGGCUGGUCUCUCUCUUCUGGGCAGUGUGCAAUUUCAUCUAUGUUUUCUUCCUGACAAUGUUCAACCUAGAUCCGGAUAAUCCCCGAGGGGGCUUCUCUAGAAGUUCCUGGGGUGGAGGAAGCGGCGGUGGAGGUGGCGGAAAUCCACCAAGGCCACCAAACAGGCGAAUGGGAGGCUUCCGGACCAUAUCGGAUUGCUCUGUCCCUGGUGGUGGAUGAGCACGGUAAAGUGUCUCCGGUGAGAUUAAGUUCUCACCAGGAGGCACAGCCUUUUGGGGAUCCGUAGGGUGCUUUCUAGUUAGGUUGUCUGAGCUCCAAAUGCUCUCUGUGACGAGUAAUCCAUAAACCACGUGAAACUGGUGGGAUUUCUCCGAAGUGACACCUACUAGGAAUCAUCUACGGAUGGAGGGAAUCCUCGAAUAGUCAAAACUCAAAAAGAUCAACUUAAUUUUAUAAUCAGGCUAACCAGGCAAAGUUCCACAAUUUAUUUUUCCCAUUUUUCCAGAACAAUCCUCUGACAUUUGUAAAGUUUUCUUGACCGUUAAUAUGAUUAUUUUGUGGCGGGAAUAAAUGGAUUUCCGGGUGAUGGUCUUUAA